This is a messenger RNA of Silurus meridionalis, 3143 nucleotides long. It is a transcript of the gene sptlc2a, whose product is annotated as serine palmitoyltransferase, long chain base subunit 2a. The record is from RefSeq and is a predicted model, not a curated record. Gene Ontology annotation, biological process: sphingosine biosynthetic process; ceramide biosynthetic process. Lineage: Eukaryota; Metazoa; Chordata; Actinopteri; Siluriformes; Siluridae. The coding region runs from base 136 to 1845 and encodes 569 amino acids. The transcript has 12 exons. Gene Ontology annotation, molecular function: pyridoxal phosphate binding; serine C-palmitoyltransferase activity. Gene Ontology annotation, cellular component: serine palmitoyltransferase complex.
CGACUUCCGGUAUGCGGAGGCUGGAAUUUCAGGUUCCUCCUCGGUGGUAGUGGAUUUUCCGAGUGUUGAUCUUGUGCGCGUUUAUUUUCAUUUUUUUAAUUUCGACAUUUAUUGAUGCGUCCUGUGUAGGGAAGUAUGACCGAGAGCGCGGUGAACAAGGAGGCGAACGGGGACGUGUGUCAGCACCGGGCGGUGAACGGCGUGAAACCGGGAAGAAGUAGCGCACUGAAGGAUCAGCAGCGCUGUCACCAGGAAAAGCAGAGAUCCUUCUACAAACACGACGAGAAGCUCCAGCAGGGGGAGUGUAAUGGCGGGUUCUACAGUAAGCCGUUUGACGAGUUGUACGAGGAGACCCCGAUGCUGGUGGCCGUGCUUACGUACAUGGGUUACGGCAUUCUUACUAUCUUCGGCUACCUGAGAGAUUUUCUCCGUCAGUGGAAGAUUGAAAAAUGCCACAUCGCUAGAGAACGAGAGGAGCAGAAGGAUUUUGUUCCGCUUUAUCAAGACUUUGAGAAUUUCUACACCCGGAAUUUGUACAUGAGGAUUCGGGACAGUUGGAACAGGCCUAUAUGCAGCGUCCCUGGAGACAAGAUGGACCUGGUGGAGCGAGUGUCACAUGACUACAACUGGACUUUCAGCUACACGGGCCGAGUGGUGAAAGACGUGAUCAACAUGGGCUCGUAUAAUUACCUGGGCUUCGCCGAGAACAAGGGCUCGUGCGCUAAUGCGGCGGCCGAAGUCACUCUGAAACACGGAGUCGGCGUGAGCAGCACCAGGCAGGAGAUGGGUAACCUAGCAAGACAUGAGGACCUGGAGAAGCUGGCCGCGAGGUUCCUGGGCGUGGAGUCGGCCAUGGCGUUUGGGAUGGGUUUUGCAACCAACUCUAUGAACAUUCCAGCUCUGGCUGGCAAGGGGUGUCUGAUCCUGAGCGACGAACUGAACCACGCCUCUCUCGUGUUGGGAGCGCGCUUAUCUGGCUCCACCAUCCGGGUUUUCAAGCACAACAACAUGCAGAGCCUGGAGAAGCUACUCAGAGAUGCUAUAGUGCACGGCCAGCCCAGAACCCAUCGACCCUGGAAGAAGAUCCUCAUUCUGGUGGAAGGGAUCUACAGCAUGGAGGGUUCGAUCGUGCGCCUGCCAGAGGUCAUUGCCCUGAAGAAGAAGUAUAAAGCCUACCUGUACCUGGACGAGGCUCAUAGCAUCGGCGCUCUGGGUUCCCGGGGAAGGGGCGUGGUUGACUACUUCGACCUCGACCCCACGGACGUGGACAUCAUGAUGGGAACGUUCACCAAGAGCUUCGGCGCGGCGGGGGGCUACAUCGGCGGGAGAAAGGAGCUGAUAGAUUACCUGCGCUCGCAUUCUCACAGUGCCGUGUACGCCACCUCCAUGUCGCCUCCCGUUGUGGAGCAAAUUAUAACUUCUAUGAAGUGUAUUAUGGGAGAAGACGGGAGCACGAUAGGUCGGGAUCGUGUCCAGCGGCUGGCGGAAAACACGAACUACUUCCGUAGGAGGCUGAGGGAGAUGGGCUUUAUCAUCUACGGCAACAAUGAUUCACCUGUAGUUCCCAUGAUGCUGUACUUGCCCGCCAAAAUCGGGGCAUUUGGUCGGGAGAUGCUGAAGAGGAACAUCGGUGUAGUUGUCGUAGGCUUCCCUGCCACGCCCAUCAUCGAGUCCAGAGCUCGCUUCUGCGUGUCCGCGGCUCACACCAAAGAAACACUGGACAUGGCCCUAAACGCGAUCAGCGAGGUCGGUGACCUGCUGCAGGUGAAAUACUCGCGCCACAGAAUCCUCCCGUCCCUGGACCGGCCUUAUGACGAGACCACGUACGAAGAGUGUGAAGACUGAUCUCCGUCCAGCAUCGACGGAAAACCUGCACUGCUCUCUGUCCCUCCACAAGAUUCACUGAACCACUUCAAAAUGAAUUCUUUUUUUUUAUGGUUUUUUUUUGUUUGUUUUUUGUUAAGCACAUGGAGCUCCUAAUCACACUCCCCUCCUUUAUUCAUUCUUCGUCUGUCUGUCUGUCUGUCCCUGUCGGUUCUCAUCCAUCACUGUGACAUUCAGGAUCUCCUUGUGACAUUUAUUUGAGGGCAAAAAAAGCUGCAGUCUGUCGUCAAAAACCAUGAGAUGCUUUGGGCUGCUUAUUGUGCUCGCAAAAUCCAUACGUAUCAGUAACCCUUGAACUGUUCUUUUUAAUAAAGUGGGACCACACUGGCGGCGGGAACAAACGAUCAGUCCCAGAGACGCUAGCUUGUUAAAGCAACUCUUCUUCUUUUUUUUUUUUUUUGUGUAACACCGUUAGCGAUCUGCAACGCCUGCCCCGUCUGGAGUCUGUCAUUCCUCUAAUGCAUCGGAAGUUUUGUUCCUUUCUUUCUUUUUCUUUUUUUUUUUCAUUCUCCCUCCCAAGAUAUCGUUCUGUGUUUGUGUUGUUUGAGGAAAAAAUUCACGUUCCGCUCGUCCACAUCGAUCAACUCGCUCUUUCUAAGAAUUCAAAACAUCAAGUUGCACUUUAGGGGUAAAAAAAUAAAUAAGUGUUCCAGAAACACACGUUAAUGUUCGAUCAAACUUCCAAAGAAACAUGUAACAGGUUUGUGUAAAGAAAAGAAAUUUAUGAAUUAACAAAAAUGCAGGGGGUUUAUCCUGAAGUCUUAAUUUAUGUCUUCUUUCUUUCUUUCUUUCUUUUCAAUUGAUUAUUAUGAUUACUGUUCUGAAUCGUGUCACGUGUCAGUCUUAAAGCCUGCUUCAUGUGCUUUCCUUGCGACUUCCAUGUACAUAUUUAUUUAUUAUAAAUAAUUAGUUCUUUCUCAAAACAAGGGCGCACGUGAGCCCACAGUGUCCACGCUCUCAAUGCGAAUACUACUGAUGAGAAAUCUUCAUCCGUAUACUCCCAAAUCUCUUUCUUUCCUCUUCUUUUUUUAAUUAAAAAGGUGCUGAAUGAACACACUGUGGCUUCCGUGCCUCGUCCUGUACUCGCUCACUAUCUCUGUCCUCAUUCUGUUUUUCGGAAUUGUUGCAGAUUUUUUUUUCUUAUUCGCCCUGUAAAUUAAAAGGAUCCACUGUAAACCACGAGAGCUUAUAGGAGUUAUAUAACUGUUGCAAAGAUAUAAAGCCACAUUACUUAAUAAAAGGAAGAAUAUUGUUAUGUA